Molecule: messenger RNA, 1884 nt
Organism: Rhipicephalus sanguineus (brown dog tick)
Lineage: Eukaryota; Metazoa; Arthropoda; Arachnida; Ixodida; Ixodidae
Product: tRNA (guanine(26)-N(2))-dimethyltransferase
Exons: 15
Coding region: 111-1838 (575 amino acids)
Biological process (GO): tRNA N2-guanine methylation
Cellular component (GO): nucleus
Molecular function (GO): RNA binding
Source: RefSeq, a predicted model, not a curated record
UGAUAGCUAAAACGCAAGUGAAAAACGUGCUUUUGCUCAACAGCUUCGCUGGCCGGUGGUUUAUUAAAUGUCUUAGCAGUUUCACGGGCUGUAGCCCUCGAGUCGAAGCGAUGUCGCGUGCGGAGGCCACUGGAAAUGGUGGCACAGUUGAGACAAAUGCCAAUCAAUUUCCCUUGGACCUCGUCGCCAGAAUCGACAAGACGCCGCAGACCUCGGUAACCGAAGGCAAAGCCGAGGUGUUUUUCCCCAGCUCGCACGAUGUGUUCUACAAUCCUGUUCAAGAAUUCAACAGGGACAUGAGCGUUGCAGUCAUCCAAGAAUUCAUUGCCACUAGAAGGGAGGAGUUGGCCAAUGAGAAGACUGCUCAGAAUGUAGACCCUCAGGCAUAUAAAGUCAGUAUCCUCGAGGCCCUGGCGGCAUCUGGGCUGCGCUCCAUACGCUACGCACUGGAGAUCAGCAGUGUUGGCAAGAUACUGGCCAACGACUACUCCACGCAGGCUGUGGAAAGCAUGAAGGCCAACAUUGAACACAACAAGGUUGGCCACAUUGUUGUGCCAAACCGUGACGAAGCAGCGCUGCUAAUGCACAUGCACAAAACGGAUCGAUUUGACGUGAUUGACCUUGAUCCAUACGGGAGCCCGGCUCCAUUCCUGGAUGCAGCAGUGCAGGCUGUACAAGACAGAGGGCUGCUUUUGGUGACGUGCACAGACAUGGCCAUCCUCUGCGGGAACAGCAGCGAUACCUGUCGUGCAAAGUAUGGCGCAGUGUCACUCAAGACCAAGUGCUGCCACGAAAUGGCGCUGCGUAUCAUUUUGCAAAGCAUUGAGUCCCACGCCAACCGCUACGGCCGCUACACCGUGCCGCUUUUGGCCAUCAGCGUCGACUUCUACGUAAGGGUGUUCGUGCGGGUUUACACCGGACCUGCCAUUGUCAAGCGCUCUACGAGCAAGCUCGGCAUGGUGUACCAAUGCAGUGGCUGUGAGACGUUUUCACUCCAGCCAUUGGGGCGCUGUACAGAGAAAGGAAGCAGCUUCAAGUUCAGUCCAGCUCUUGGUCCCCCUGUGGGUCUUACGUGCUCGCACUGUGGCCACAAGCACCACAUUGGCGGACCUGUUUGGAUCAACCCAAUGCAUGACGUUCACUUUAUCCAGCGGCUGAUCCGCCGUGUGACUGAAAGUCCCGAGCUUUAUGGUACAUCCAAGAGGAUGCUGGGCAUCCUUCACAUGCUUGACGAGGAACUCGAGGUACCCCUGUACUUUCUGCUGGACAGAUUGGCAUCCACCGUGCGUGUCUCAACACCGAGCAUGCUUAACUUCAGGUCAGCAUUGCUCAACGCCGGCCACCGCGUGUCCUUGUCACACGCGUGCAAGAACUCUAUCAAGACCGAUGCGCCCAUGGAUUUCGUCUGGGACAUCAUUCGAACUUGGAAACUCCAGAACCCAUCUAAAAGGCCACUUGAGCCAGGGUCACCUGGAGAAUACAUCAUGAGGACAGAGCCCAGUUCGCCAGUGAACUUCUCCAUCCAUCCCGAUGCCAAUCCUUCGUCACGAGAGCAGCAGCUACUAAGGUACCAGGUGAAUCCUGAACCCUGCUGGGGCCCAAAGGCCAGGGCCAAGACCAGCCUGUGGGCAGACAGAGAAGUCGAGAAGAGCCGGAGGUUGCAGGGAAAGCGCAAGCUGAAGGAGGCGCCAUCCAACGACACAUCCGACGAACCGUCCUCAGCCAAACUCUCAGCAGUGGCUGCAGGAGACAUUUCUCAUCAGACAGAGCAAGAGGAGACAAUGGAGUGCAGCGAUGUCGUUGAAUCUGAGGAGAAGCAGGACGCUAGUAAAACCUAGAACACAAUCUCCGUCUCAUGUAUUUUUCAUCAGUGAAGUGGGUGUG